AUUUUUGUUGCGAUUUGCCCUCAAAACGUGUUUUGCCGAAUUAUUUUGUUUGUUAUCGCAUUUCUAAGUAUAAUUCAUGCCAUAACACUUUUAUUAAAUAAAAUUAAUAUCCAUAUUCCCAUAAAAACGCGCUUUUGCAACAUAAAACUCGUGAUCCGAAAACAAAAAUGGUUGUGGUAUCUUCGACAUUCGCUGCGCCCGAUCAAGGUGUUCUUUUACAAACUCCGGGCACAAAAUUAGUUGUAAACGACCAAGAACUGGGCACUGCGACCCUUUACAUCACAGAGAACAAUGUGAUGUGGGGUGGAGGCACCAGCGUUGCCGGUGGACCGUCUCCGAACAUCUCGCUGCUGUAUCCGAGUAUCUCCCUUCAUGCCAUUCAGAGGGACCCAUCUCCGGCUUUAUACAUGGUGUUGAACUAUGAGCUGAGAUUACCGGGCCUCCAACAGCAGGCAGAACAGCAGGACGAUGAUGAGGAGUUUGAUGCUGACGACCAUCCCAUCACACAGCUUAGGUUCAUCCCCCAGAACGAGGCGGACCUCAGCCCGAUGUACUCCGCGAUGAGUCAGGGCCAGGCCCUACACCCGGACCCGGCUGACGACGUUGGCGAUGAAAACUACAUGGACGGUGAAGACUUUGAUGAGGCUUUUGAAGAUGACGAAGAGUUUGAAGACGCUGAGGAGAGUGGCUCUGCUGAGGAGGCGGCCGCCCGACUGCGACAGAUGCGGCUCGAGAACGCCAAUGGCGUCAAUGGACUGCAAUUUGAAGACUGCGACGAUACCGAAGCAAAUGAAGAGUGAAUCUUAUACUACCGCUCCAACUUAAUAUAAAGCCUUUGGUCAAUACACAAAAUUGUUUUUUCAAGCUUUAAUUGUUACACUGUAUGUAUGAAUGUGAAAUACUUAACGCUGAAACCUUCAGUCAAGUUGCAUUCGUCAACAAAAAAAUCGAAAUGUAUGGGAUUUGACAUAACGCGUCGCCAAGUGUCAAAUCUCAUACAUUUAUGAUUUCGUUGUAGAAACUAUACUUAUAGGGCAGUUUUCGUCAGCACACUCUGAUAUUGGCGAUUCACUAAGGAGCCAUUA
This is a messenger RNA of Aricia agestis (brown argus), 1085 nucleotides long. It is a transcript of the gene icln, whose product is annotated as methylosome subunit pICln. The transcript is spliced from 6 exons. Gene Ontology annotation, biological process: mRNA cis splicing, via spliceosome. The coding region runs from base 168 to 800 and encodes 210 amino acids. The record is from RefSeq and is a predicted model, not a curated record. NCBI's taxonomy places the organism in Eukaryota, Metazoa, Arthropoda, Insecta, Lepidoptera, Lycaenidae. Gene Ontology annotation, cellular component: cytosol; spliceosomal complex.